Alnus glutinosa is the source of this 1504-nucleotide messenger RNA. Its product is annotated as transcription factor MYB17-like. The record is from RefSeq and is a predicted model, not a curated record. The transcript is spliced from 3 exons. The coding region runs from base 323 to 1225 and encodes 300 amino acids. NCBI's taxonomy places the organism in Eukaryota, Viridiplantae, Streptophyta, Magnoliopsida, Fagales, Betulaceae.
AGCACUCUCUGGGACUUUGUGCGUCCUUUUGCUUCUGAUAAUAAAUUUUCCUUUUCUUUAAAAAUUCAUUUUCAACUUGGCAGUCUCUUGGAAAGUACAAAAUAAAUGCAGGCCUGGGUCCAGAAGCCGCCCGAUCGUCCAACACGUACAUAAAAGAACAGAUUUGAUGAGCAUUAAUAGCCGUAGGAUUCCAUUGAGAAAUCCCAUCGCUUUGAUUCUCUCUCACUGUCUAACAUACAUAGGAGUAGCAUAAAGAGGUGGUCUAGCUUGGAGUUUAUUAAAGUCGGCGAAGUGGGUCAGUUAGUGUGUGAAAUGUGAAUGAAUGAAGGUAGCUGGCCGGACGCUGGUGAAGAUGGGAAGGGCACCAUGUUGUGACAAGGAUGGAGUGAAAAGAGGGCCAUGGAGUCCGGAAGAGGACCAGCUCUUGGUUCAGUACAUCAAGCAGCAUGGCCAUGGUAGCUGGCGUACCCUCCCCAAGCAUGCUGGUCUCCUUCGAUGUGGAAAGAGUUGUCGGCUUAGGUGGAUAAACUAUCUUCGCCCCGACAUCAAACGCGGUCCUUUUUCUCCUGAGGAAGAGGAUUCCAUAAUUCAGCUUCACGGCAUGCUUGGUAACAGGUGGGCUGCCAUAGCAUCAAAAUUGCAGGGAAGAACGGACAAUGAGAUUAAGAACUAUUGGAACACUCAUUUAAAGAAGCGACUCCUUUGCUCAGUCCAUAGCCCAUUGGUGCUCAAGCUCUCCUCCAAAGCUGAGCCAAUCAAUGUCAAAUCUGAAUCCCCUUCCACCCGCCACAUGAUACAGUGGGAGAGUGCCAGAGUUGAGGCUGAGGCUCGCUUGUCAAUGGAGUCAUUACUGCUCAACUCAUCAUCAAUAAGAAAGACUGACUGUGAUUACUUCCUCCGUCUAUGGAAUUCUGAAAUUGGAGAAUCAUUUCAGAAUAUCAAAGGAGAAGAUGGUGGAGUUUGUCAAAGCCCUGUCUCUCAAAAAUCCUCGCCAACCAAAUGUGGUUCUGCAGGUUCAGAUAUCACAGUACAAGCAAAAAACACCACAGCCAGCGCCUUUGCCAACAUAACUCCACAACAAGAAGACAGCUAUAGACCAAGCGUAGACGAAAUGAUGGCCAGCUCAGAUUCUCUCACCUCUUAUGAUCUCAUUGACUCUUCUGAUGCAGCAUUAGAGCUGCUGCUAGAUUUCCCAGAUGGUGAUGAUGAGGCCUUUCAAGGAUAGACAAUUUCCCACGGGUGUGGUUACCAUGGGAAGAGCAGUAGUGUUUUAGGUAAUAGAUAGAUAGAUUGGCACCACAUAUAUGUCUUCUUUUAGUGUAGUUGGUUUCCUAAUUUUCACACAGAUAGCUCAUGAUUUUCUGAUAUGAUUUUCCUAAUGAUCAUAUCAGUCUACAGGGAAGAACAGGCUAGAAUAUUUAAUAGAUAUUAAGUGGUGCUAUGUCGGAGAUGCUUUGCUUGGAGAAUAUUUAAUAUCUAUUAAGUUGUCUUUCUAGGUUCGUUC